AUGGGGGUGACGAGACAAAAACACGCUAAGAAGAUCAUGGGCUUCUACAAGCACAACUUCCAGUUCCGCGAGCCCUUCCAGGUGCUGCUGGACGGCACCUUCUGCCAGGCCGCGCUUCGCAACAAGAUCCAGAUCCGGGAGCAGCUGCCCGGGUACCUGGACGGCGCCGCGCAGCUCUGCACCACGCGAUGUGUUAUAAAAGAACUUGAAUCACUGGGAAAAGCACUGUAUGGAGCAAAAUUAAUUGCCCAGAGAUUUCAAGUUCGAAACUGUUCUCACCAUAAGAAUCCUGUGAGUGGUUCAACCUGUUUACUCUCCAUGAUUGAAGGUGGCAACCCUCAUCACUUCUUUAUUGCUACACAGGACCAGGACUUAUCAAACAAAGUGAAAAGGCAGCCUGGCAUUCCUCUCCUCUUUAUUAUUCAGAACACUAUGGUGCUAGACAAACCUUCUCCUAAAUCCUUGGCAUUUGUUCAAAAGUUGCAAACAAAUCAGCUUGUUCCAGAGUACCAAAAACAAAGUAUUGUGGAGCUUAAAGAAAAAGAAGGACUAGUAAAGCAAGAAGGUGAAAAGAGAAGAAAACGCAAAAGGGCAGGCGGCCCCAAUCCUCUCAGCUGUCUGAAGAAGAAAAAGAAGAAAACCCAGGAGGGGCAGGAGCCUUCUGCUGAAAAGAAGAAAAGAAGAAAAAGAAAACGAAGUAGAGUUAAAGCAGAAACCAUGCAGUCAGUGCAGAAGAAUGAAGGAGAAUAAACCUAUCUUUGUAGACAACACAGAACUUGGACAUUGUUUGAACUUUUUUUAAAAAAAGAUAGAUUAAUAUGCAGUCAUAUGAAAUUGAGUUGUUAAUAUUAAAAUUUAUUUUUAUGAGGUGGUACUGCUUAUUACUGUAUCACAGUAUUUGCAGGUUAUUGUCCUAAUAAUUUAUUCUGCUAUUUAGUAUUGGGUUUGUGAUGAAAUAUUUAGGAAACCUCAUAUUUCAUUAUUCUC
Messenger RNA from Cinclus cinclus, 987 nucleotides. It is a transcript of the gene UTP23, whose product is annotated as UTP23 small subunit processome component. The transcript has 3 exons. Gene Ontology annotation, cellular component: nucleolus; small-subunit processome. The coding region runs from base 1 to 750 and encodes 249 amino acids. The record is from RefSeq and is a predicted model, not a curated record. Gene Ontology annotation, molecular function: small ribosomal subunit rRNA binding. NCBI's taxonomy places the organism in Eukaryota, Metazoa, Chordata, Aves, Passeriformes, Cinclidae.